AUGAAAUCUUGGUCGAAGGUUAAGCUGGUAAGGUUCUUCUUCCAGGUUGAAAAAUGAAAAAAUGAUAUCUUGAUUUUCAGGAGUUGGCUUCUAUGGAGUCAAAUAAAGAUGACGGGAUGCGCUCAGUUCAAGAUGAAAUGAAAACACCAAAGACAGGAAAGGUAACAAAUUAUCUAUUUCGUGAGGCGCUCCAUUCUAAAAUACACACCAAAUAUUGACUAUUUAUCGACUAUAAAAUUAUUUAUUGAACAUUGGCUAUGAAAAAGUAGCCAGAAGGAUUUUAAAAACUUGAAAAAACAAUAUUGAAGCUUUUAAAAAUCGUUUUUCUGAAAACCCCUCUUUUUCCGUUUAGAGCCGAAUUUUCCCCUUAAUUCUCCCCAAAAAACUUUUAUUUCCAGAAGGGCAAACUUCGACUUCCGAAAAUCACUACAAAUACCCGAAACGCCAAACGAGAAGAAACAGCCGAUGAAGAUGCAACAAUCACUGAUGGAAGGGAAGAGAUACCAGAAGAACCGCACAACAUUACUCAGCCGACCAAAAAAAGAACGAUUUAUGUGUCCGAAGACGGCGAGUAUCUGCCAUUUGAAUUGGCUGAUAAACUUUUCGGAAAGAACGAAUCUCUACAAAAAGAUGAGAUUGAGGUAUAUUUUUUUGUUUAAUCAAUACGAUUUCCUUACUUUUUUUCUUUAGAUCAACCUCACUAAAGUGAAUAAUCAUAUGAAACCUUUGUCGUAUCAAUCAUACAUCGACAAAGCAAACGAAUCCAAAGAUCCAGAAUGUAAAUCGAUCUACAAGCAAUUGGCGCUGCAGGCUGUGUUCGUGAGUCGAUUUUUCCAGAAUUCGCUAUAUUUUGUAAUUCCCACUUUAGAGGUGGAGACUGAGAAAAAUAAAUCAUGUUCAUUUGAAACAGAAUAUUCUAAUUAGUACAAUCCUCGAAGAAUGUUUCUGGAAGCUUCCAAAACAUUGAUUUAAAAAAUUCAAAGUUCAAAAAACAGUUGAACGACGUGUAUAAAAGUCUAUACGUACAGUAUUUCGGAUUUAAAUGUUUGAGAUGCGUCCAGAAAAUUUUUUUGAGAUUCGUUCUAAUUAAAACAUGCUAUUUCGAAUGAGCACAACUUAUUUUUCGCUGAGACCCCACCUUUAAACCGUUGAUUUAUUCGGUCCGCUGGUUUUUAUUGAUUUUUUAACAGAUAAAUCGUAAAAUGUCAUCGUCUGAUUUGAAUUCUUCAACGAGUGAGAAGAAGAAAACCGCUGUGAGUCAUUUAUUUUUCGGGUGUGAAACUAUAUUACGCUUUAAAAUUUUUGGUCCUAAAAAUUUGAACUUUUGCAAGAAUUGAAAUACAUUGCCCCAACUAUUUGAAUGUUUGAAAAAAAAUUUGAAUGUUUGAAAAAUUUGAAUGUUUGAAAAAAAAUUUGAAUGUUUGAAAAAUUUGAAUGUUUGAAAAAAAACUAUUUGAAUGUUUGAAAAAAAAUUCAAUUGUUUAAAAUUAAAUUUGUUCUUUAAAAAAAUAACAUUUUUGUUUGCGGCAGAAAUUCAAGUGUUUUCUGGGGUGAGUCAAUUGUAUUUUUUGACGAUUUAUUGACAGAAAAUGUGAGUGUUUUUAGUGCGAUUUGUUCACGUUUUUGUAUACAAAAAUGAGGAAUUUCAAUUUGAAAUUCAAUUUAUUUGACCUCUUUUUUGAAACGUGUCCCAAAUUCACUGCUUAUUUUUUGAAUUCAUUUCGAAAUGAAAGAAAAUUGAGAGAAGACAAUUUUUGUUGACAAUUCCAACACAUAUAGGUCACGUUUUAAAUACAGGUCAAAUAAAUUCUAUUUUUUAUGCAAUUAACCGCGUUUUUUACCAAGAAGUGAAAGCGAAGAAUUGACAAAAACGUGAAAUUAAUCGCCCUAAAAGACUCACUUUUUUGUCAAUUAAUCGCAAAAAACACGUCGAUUAAUUCUAUAGAAUGCGAUAGAUACAAAAUUCGAUAGAAUUAGAAUAAAACACUUCGAUUUCCGGUGUUUAUUCCAAAUUCUAAUUAUUUUUAUUUAGCUUUGAACAAAACUUGAAUACUUUCUUAGCAGACCCAUUUCCUAGAAAUAACGAGAAUAUUAUUUUUCUAAUUCAAUAUUACAGCCACUUCGAUAUAUGUAUAACUACACUGGAACCAAACAUGUUCGUAUCAAAACACCCGUGUUAGGAAUUUUUGUGAAUAUUUAUGACACAUUGACUGAUGAUUAUUGGAAAACAUAUUCGAAUCAAGAUUAUGAUAAUGUUUCUCGUGCUGUAGUCAAUAGAGUAUUGACGACGGUGAGGUGUUUGAAAUUCGUAUUGAGCAAACAACGAAAAUAAAUAUUAAAUUUCAUUUUUUUAGGUUUCCUUGUUCGACGACUUCUACUAUAUUUUCACUGGCCCUGUGAAAAGAAGCGGCAAGUAUAGCCCUUUUGAUGAUGCUUAUCUGUUAACAAUGGCAGGUAAUGUUUUUCAACAUAUUUGACUCAAAUAAUUUUAUUUCUUCAGAAGUCAUCAAAGAAGGGUCGCCGUGCCGUUUCGAUUCUCAGGAAGAGGAAGUUCAACACAAUUCGAACUUACUCGAUGUCAUUGCUUCAACUACUUCAGUCCAUUUGUGAGUUCCAUUUUCCAAAGCGACUUUAAAUACGACAUUCCACUGCUUGCCAGAAAAAAUUAAAUAUACAAGAAGUUGAAAAUCUGACUUAUUUUCAACACGUAUUCAAAAAUAAAUUGGAUAGUAAAACAAACACUCAAAAAUUACGUGUUUCCCAUGAAAAUUGUUCUAUCCAGCCCUGUGCCGGAAAAUUGAAACCCGGAAAACAAAGUCAGAAAAUUUCUUUAUUUUUUUGUAAAGGAAAAUCCGAAAAAUGUUUCAAGGUCUGAAAUUUCGAGUUUCAGCACUCAGUUGGCCCAAAAACUUGUUGCGGGGUUUUCAAAAAUUUGGCAAUAUUGAAGAUAUCACUAUUAAAUAUCAUUUUCCGGAUUUUCCGAAAAAAUUUUAUUCCUUGAAAAAACUGGACAUUCGGGAAAUUUCUGAUUCUAUUCUUCUUUUAUUAACAUUCUUGCAAGGAAUAGUUUCAAUUCAAAAAAUAGUUUCAAUUUACAAAAGUCUCUUCAAAAUUAAUAAUUUCAAUUUUUCUGACAUUUUUGGUAAAAUUCGAAAGUAUGUAUACUUCAGCUCCUAAAAAUGUAUAUUUCCAGCUAUAAUAGAAGAAAAGAAGCCGUUGAUGCCAAUCCUGAUUUUCAACGCGAAAUCAACGAAAUGUUGGAAUAUGUAAAAACCAACUUCUCAAAACCAUCCCGAAAAUCAUCAAAAUCGUCAACAAGAAAUGAUUCGUUUGAAAAUUCGAAUAAAAAUAGUUUGAAGAUGGAUAAAACGGGAAAACAACAAACUUCGCAGAGAAAACGUGCAAUUUUCGAAGAUUCGUCUGAUGACGAAGAAGAAUCCCCGAAAUCAUCAAAAUCGUCAACAAGAAAUGAUUCGUUUGAAAUUUCGAAGAAGAAUGGUUUGAAGAUAGAUAACACAGGAAAACAACAAACUCCGCAAAGAAAACGUGUUAUUUUCGAAGAUUCGACUGAUAACGAAGAAGAAAAAGAAAAUGAUGCACAUCGCGAGGAAAAAAAAGAAAGAAAGAAAAAGAAACAAGUUCAAGAGGAAGAAGAAUUAUUUGAAUAG
This is a messenger RNA of Caenorhabditis angaria, 3668 nucleotides long. Lineage: Eukaryota; Metazoa; Nematoda; Chromadorea; Rhabditida; Rhabditidae. The record is from the annotation of a GenBank genome assembly.